This is a messenger RNA of Pocillopora damicornis (cauliflower coral), 3680 nucleotides long. RefSeq names its product zinc finger SWIM domain-containing protein 5. NCBI's taxonomy places the organism in Eukaryota, Metazoa, Cnidaria, Anthozoa, Scleractinia, Pocilloporidae. Gene Ontology annotation, molecular function: zinc ion binding. The record is from RefSeq and is a predicted model, not a curated record. Gene Ontology annotation, cellular component: Cul2-RING ubiquitin ligase complex.
CAAAGUAAACCUUGUGGCCUUUGAAAAUGUCACUCGAUUUGACAUACAAAGCGAUCAAUCCUUGAUGCGGUGUUAAAAUAACCUCAAACACUCGUUAAAAUCGCAGAACCUUCUUCCCCCCUACCUGAACACGAAAGAACACAAACACCGUAGAACAGCGCCACUAAAAAAGUCCCUGGGGAGAGAACCUGUUUCCAGCUGCCAAUUAGGAUUAUUCUAUGACCACAGAGGGAGCUCGCGAACAAAGUCGGUUGCGAGCGGUUGCCGAAAUUUUCAUUUUGACAACGUGAAUUAUCUCGCAUCUCAUUGUAAAGACCAGAGGGGUUCGACGUGGGGAGUCUGUUCUUCUCAACACUUGUGAUUGUGUUUACAGUGGCGAUAGCCUGCGUUCAUUUGCUCUGAUGGCUACACAACGCAAGCGUCCGAGGACGGCUUCUCCGAGUCGAGAACCGACAAAAUUUCGUAAACUUCACAAAGAAAUACAACAAAAUGAACCUUUAUCUCUGUUGGAUUUAAGCGCUCAAUGCGUGGCAGCAAAUAUUCCUUUCCAACACGUAGAGGAACAAGGAACUCCGAUACCUGAGCCCGUACAACUCAAAGUGGUUUACUGGUCUUUCCCGAGAAAUGAGCGAGAUAUUUGCAUGUACUCGUCUCUUCAUGCCACAGUUUCACACAACGAUGCAAAAAGGCUGCCAUUUCAGAGAGGUUUGGCUCUUCUUGAAGAAAACGCCGUCAGAGAUGUUCUACAAGUCGGUUUUCAACUGAGUGGAAAAGUCGUUGAGGAGGAAGACACAAAGUAUGGCGCUCAAAAAGAAGAAUAUAAUGUGUCAGUUGGUUUCGAUAGAUGUAAAAUAACCGAAGUGUCCUGCACUUGUGGUAACAAAGACAUUCUCUGGUGUCCUCACGUCGUUGCGCUUGCCCUGUACAGAAUUCGCAAUCCAGAAAAAGUCACUUUAAGGGUACCAAUCUCAGAGACAUUACUUCAAAUGAAUCGCGAACAACUUCAGAAACUGUUACAGUAUCUCAUAACUGAGCAUCACACCGAAGUUUUGCCGACUGCUCAGCGAUUGGCCGACGAGAUUCUGCUCAAAACUUCAGAGAUAAACCGUUUACCAGGCGCUCCUGAUCCAACCGCAGGCGCUGGAGCGGAUGAUGAAAGUUGCUGGCAUUUAGAUGCAGAACAAGUUAGGCAACAAGUUAGAAAUUAUUUGUCUCAAGGAGGGUAUUAUGGAAGCGGAAAACACCUUCUAUCGAUGUUUGCUAAGGUACGAGAAAUGCUUCGUGUCCAUGACAAUAAUGGCUCACGCAUGCUCAGACUCAUCACAGAGCAGUUUUUAGCUGACCCUCGACUACAAAUUUGGAAAGAACAAGGCACUUCGAUGAAUGAUAAGUGUCGACAGUUGUGGGAUCAACUCGGUGCAUUGUGGGUGUGCGUAGUGUUGAACCCAGACAGCACUUGUGCGGAAAAAGCCGCGUGGAAACAACAACUAGAAACAUGGAGCCGGCAAGAAGUUUGCCCGUUGGAAAAUCCAGAUGCUCAACUCGCAGACGAGAUUGACAAUGUUUCCGACGAAAUGUGCACGCGCCGUACCGUGUUUUCUAGGGCAAUGCACGCUUGUGAUUUGGACUGGGAAGACCACAUUUUAAAAUGCCUCAUUGGACGCGAAGGCCAAGAUAAAGAUAUUGAAUGCCUAACAUGGAAAGAGGACGUUCCCAUGGCAGCCGCACGUGUAGAUGCCCUACGAGCGCAUGGCUAUCCUCAAGAAGCCUUGCGAUUGGCUGUCGCUGUAGCACGAGGUAUGAAAGAGGAGCAGUUGGAGAAAGUUUACGAAAUGGAAGCUUUGUUGGAGAAGUUCAGCGAGGACGACAUUGCGGAGAAACUUUGCGAUGAAAGUACAGAAAGAGAUGGAUUUAUAGAGGGAUGGAUUGGACAUCAGCUCGAUCCAAUUGUUGUACUGUAUGACACUCUUAUCGAGGAAGCCAUCGGGCCUCAAGAUAGUGAAUCAGAGUUUGAAGGCAGUACAGAAUGUAAUGAAGUUAAAAACGUUACAAACGUUCCUCUUCCAGAAUGUGGGAACGGAAAUGACACCUUCUUAACAUUAGCUCUUGAAGUGGCCCUCAUGGGGCUGGGACAGCAACGAUCUAUCCCCGUGGGAUUCUACGCGCAGGACAAAGCUUGUCGUCAAGAGGAACAUCUCAUCGCACAGCUGAAUCUUCUAACUUUUGACAAUGUUUUGUAUCCUGUCCUCAAAACACAAACUGAACUUCUACUGAAGAGUGGGCCAUUCAGUAGCCUAGGACUUGGAGUGCAGAAAAACAGCAUUCCCAUGCACACGUUUGCACGAUUUUUAUUUAGCAACUUGAUGCAAAAGGAUUUACAUCUUGCCUUUGAUCUUGGCCUCCGCGCAAUGCGUUUCUUAGCGUUGGAUGACUUCCCAGGUGACAUUGCGGACGAGGAGAUACCCGCGGUGGGCCAUGCUAGGUCCACUCGAUUGUACACUCUAGGACACUUGCAAUCUCAGCAGUGUGAGCUAGCAUCGCGCCUACUUAAUGCUGCAAAGGACUCUUCUGAACGUCUACCAGCCAUUCUACAAGCCUCACAACAGCACGUACACUCUGCAACUCAGCUAUUUCGUCUGGCGCAAGACGCUUUCAAACUGUCCACUGAUCAGGCGUCAGAAACACGCGACCCUGACAUGCUUCACUUUGCGAUGGAACUGGGUCUCAAAGUGCUACAGAUGACGCUGAAUGCUCACAACUGGAGGCGGCGUGACAUGGUGCAGUGGGUCAUAGAAUGCGCCGUGGAAUCUGGCACAUCUGCUCUCAGCCACAUCAUGAAGAGCUGGAGCACGCUGUUCACUCCAACAGAAGCCACAUCUCAGGUGGCUACUGCCGUGAUGGCACCUUCCACGGCGGCGCGUCUUGAGCUAACAGUGAUCGAGAAGGAAGCGCUUAUGUGUUGUGCUCGAGCCUUGGCUCUGCAGUGCGCCAGCCGAGACCCACAGCGCUGCUGCCUUUCUACGUUAACGCUCUGCGAGAAAAACCCUGCUACCUUUGAGACAGCUUAUCGCUUAGUUGUAGAGUCGGCCGCCGUGAUUCCACCGACACAACUCUUCGCCAUUGCGCGCUACAUGGACUACCGCGGCUAUCCUCAGAGAGCUUUCAAACUUGCCACUCUUGCCAUGAAACACUUCACCCUCGCUUACAACCAAGACAGCCACCCAUCUAUCGGAGACAUUCACUGGGCAUGCGCUCUGUCCCAAGCUCUUGGCUACAACGAACUCACACAGAUCAUUCCACUCAUCGUCAAAGCAGUACACUGUCCAACGGUGCUAUCAGAUUUGCUUUUCCGGUGCACCCUUGCAAAGGCCGCUGUGGAGGAGGCCCAGAAUGGGCAAUAUUACGUUAAGGACAAUAGCAGGGUGACCUGCGAAGAAGAACCUUUGAGGCAGCUUUUGGAGGGAACCAUUAGCGCAUAUGUGAACACUGCACAUAGCAGACUGAAUCACAUUAGUCCCAAGCAUUAUAUGGACUUCAUCACAUUCCUCAGCAAAGCACAGGAAACUUUUCUUUUAGCUUCUGACGGAAAUGGACGCUUCAACGCGCUCAUAAACAAUAUGAAAGUUUUGUACAAAGGAAAGAAAAAGCUUAUGCAGCUAGUCAAAGAAACAUUCGGUUAA